Molecule: messenger RNA, 2521 nt
Organism: Babjeviella inositovora NRRL Y-12698
Lineage: Eukaryota; Fungi; Ascomycota; Pichiomycetes; Serinales
Gene: SNF5
Product: Snf5p
Exons: 2
Coding region: 15-2237 (740 amino acids)
Biological process (GO): regulation of transcription by RNA polymerase II; chromatin remodeling; metal ion transport
Cellular component (GO): nuclear chromosome; nucleus; SWI/SNF complex
Molecular function (GO): transcription coregulator activity
Source: RefSeq, a predicted model, not a curated record
CCAUCAACCGCAAUAUGAGUUUUCAGCAGGGCUAUACGCCGUUCCAAGAGCACCAUAUCCAUGGGAAUCAAAUGAACCAAUAUCCGCCCCAGGCUCUGCACAACGUCCAGGGCAUCCCCCAUAACCAGGUCAACCAAAUGGCCCAAAUGCAGCACCCGUCACACCAAAUGCUUGAGUCGCAGCUUCCACCGCAACUCCCAGUUGCACCCAAACAGAGGCCCGUUCCAUGGUCGGAGCGCCUCCUCCUGGAAGGCAAGGAAGUGCCGACAGACACGCUCAUGUACGAACAAAUCACUUCUCGUGACGCCGCCAACAUUGCAAAUUCCCAUAGCGAGCGCCAGUCGAUGGCGUACCGCAGUGUGGGCCGUCUUUCGCGUGACCUCAAAUUCUACGACACCAUCAAAAACCAUCGCUUGCGCUCGAUCCAGCGCAAUGUGGGCGGGAUCUGGGGCGACGGCUACGCUGGCUACGGAAACGGCAUCACAAAUGGCAAGACGCAGCUCGUGCUUCCGGCACACCGAAAAAAGCCGUCGCGGUUGCCGGAUUACCACGUGUCGCGCGCACGCACGCUCCACCAGGCGGACGCGCCAGAGGAGUUGGUGCCGAUCCGGCUCGAGUUCGACGUCGAGCGUGACAAGUUCAAGCUCCGUGAUACGUUUUUGUGGAACAUCCACGAGCAGACUGUGACGCUCGACCAGUUUGUGAGCGGGAUGAUGGAGGACUAUCGCAUGGCCAACCCAUUGUGCGGUGAGACGAUCCUCACGGCGAUUCGCGAACAGCUCGCAGAGUACCAUCCCGCCGUGCAUGUACCAGCGCAACCGAGCGAUAUGCGUGUCACGAUUAAGCUCGACAUCACCAUCAGCAACAACCAGUUGCUCGACCAGUUCGAGUGGGACAUUCUGAACCCAGACAACGAUCCCGAGGAGUUUGCCUCGGUUAUGUGCGCUGAAAUGAGUCUUCCCGGCGAGUUCGAGACGGCGAUUGCCCAUGCAAUCCGCGAGCAGGUCCAACUCUUCACGCGCGCCUUGUUCCUUGUGGGCUACAAGUUUGACGGGUCGUACGUUGCAGAGGACGAGAUUGCCCACCAUCUUUUGCCAGGCAUUACCCACGAGGAAGUGUACCGUGCGAGAGCGGUGGUGGGUGGUUUCUCGCCCUCUUUGAUCGAUAUCACUAACAACGAGUUGGAGCGCUUGGACAAAGACCGCGAGAGAGAAUCCAGGCGUAAACGCAGACAGGGCGGCCGGCUGGGCAGAAGAGGCGUGCCCGCUUUGCCCGAUCUCUCGGACGUUCCCAGGACGUUCCGAACUCCGGUGCCAUCUACGGUUUUGCCUGGUGCCUUGGACUUGGGACCAAGUGUGGAGUCGUUCACGGAAGUGAUUGAGACGUACACGGUGCCGAAUCCAAAGUUCGAGGCGAAGCGGGUGGAGGUGCCGGCAGUGCCGGAAAGAAACGAUAGUUUACCCAACGUACUAUUCACAACUGAACCGCAAGAAGGGUCUUCCGAUGAAAACGCUCACGGCACUAUUUCGCCCUCCAUUUCCCGCUUUCCGUUCCUCUCGCGCUUCCGGUAUAGUCCGCUUGGGCGCAUAUUCCCUAAGGCCACCCCCGCCCCCCACGACGGCGUUUUCAGCAACCUCUCUGCCAAGCCGACGGUGGAAGAUGACUCGGACAACCAGUUGCCAGCCUACGCAGACGUAGAAGCGGACCCGCUUCCGUUCUACUCCCCUGAAUUGGACGGUGAAGACUUGUUUAUUGACGGGCUUCCAGUGGGGGACUUGGUGAGCUUUUUCUGGAACAUUAUGAUGGUGGUGAUUUUCCAGUUCCCCGGGUUUGUGCUCAGCUACUUGCUCCACACGUCCCACGCCUCUAAAGCCGGUUGCAACUUGGGACUCGGCUACACCUUGAUAAGCUGGGCGUACGCAAUGUGCAAAGUAACAGAAGAUGGGGGGACCUCGGAGACUACCCCGCAAAAGGUGAUCCUCCUGGAACCAAAUGGCAUUGACACUAUUGGGACUCUGGAAGGUUUGGAUACAUAUCACUCGGACCUUCCAGGGCUAGAGACCGUGACGAUAGAAAGGGGCAAAAAAAUCUUGUCGCUGCCUGCGUUUGUGUGGUUGUUGUUUGGUGCGGGCUUGUUCAUAACGCUCAGAGCGGUCUGGGAGCUCGUCCAAGUAAAGCGCAUGGAAUCAAAGGUGAUGUACGGUGGAUGUCCCGCGGAAGACGAAGAGUAUGUGUAAGCGAGAGGAAUUAUCGGCAUGCGUUGAAACAUAUAUGGUUUAAGUAUGAGCUUCUGGUGGUAUAAUGGGUAUUUUUGGGUCUACUUUCAAGUUCUGUGUGGUGGCUUUUUGUGUAGUCCCUAUUGAAGGAAAAUAACUCUAAUUUGGAAUAAUGGAUCUGCUUUUCAGAUAGUUGAGGCGUGGUUGUUGCAAUAAGGUAUGAAAUUUUCACAUCAAUGUUUGAUCGAUAUUAUUUCGAUGAUGGCAGGUUCAAUACUAAGGCCUAGUAUCCAAGCUGCUUCUCG